AAAUAAAUAAAUAAAAUUAAUAAAAAAGCACCAACUGCCAUUUUUGUUUUGACAGAAAGGCACACGUCUCUGAUCUGAGAGAGCCUGAACAGGGCACCACCACCCAAUUGAUUAGUGUCUCUUAUGUUCUCUGUACAAACCACGAACACCUACCAGGGAAGAUUGAAUAAGAAAUAAGGGGAAAAUGUCUGCAGCUGUGAAGGACAUGGUGAUGAGGUUGACAAGUCAUGUAGGUGCUAAAAGAGUGGUACUGUUGAAGCACAAGUAUGUAGAUCACGCUCAGAUUGAUUUUCUUAGAGGGAGUAAUUACCGUAAACCGUUGGUUCAUUUGAACCGGUCGUGCAGUCGAGUUCGGCUCGCUCGCUGCCAGGAAAUACUGCAAUUCAGUGCAAAUGGAUUCACCAACCUCAAGCCCGAGAAAGGAAAGCGACAGCUUGGAAGCCGGUCCAGCUCACAAGCCAUCCUAACCCCGGUUUCAGACCCGACUCCAACCAUGAAGAAGCGAGUAUUUACCUUUGGCAAGGGAAAGACUGAAGGCAACAAGGGCAUGAAGUCUUUGUUGGGAGGUAAAGGAGCGAACUUGGCAGAGAUGGCGAGCAUUGGUUUGUCAGUGCCGCCAGGGCUUACCGUAUCAACAGAAGCUUGCCAAGAGUAUCAACAGAACGGCAAACAGCUACCGGAUGGAUUGUGGGAGGAAAUAUUGGAAGGCUUAGAGAGUGUCGAGAUGGACAUGGGGGCAUUCCUUGGCGACCCUUCCAAGCCCCUCCUCCUUUCUGUUCGCUCUGGCGCCGCUAUAUCCAUGCCCGGCAUGAUGGACACCGUUCUCAACCUCGGACUGAAUGAUGAAGUGGUUUCUGGUUUGGCUAAGAAAAGUGGAGAGCGGUUUGCAUUUGAUUCGUACAGACGCUUCCUUGACAUGUUUGGCAAUGUCGUAAUGGGCAUUCCACACUCAUUGUUUGAGGAGAAAUUAGAAAUUUUGAAGAAUGCAAAACGGAUCAAUCUUGAUACUGAACUAACUGCCUCUGAUCUUAAAAAGCUUGUGGAACAAUACAAGAAUGUCUACCUUGAAGCAAAGGGUGAAAAGUUUCCUUCAGACCCAAAGAAACAAUUACAAUUGGCUAUUAAAGCAGUUUUUGAUUCGUGGAACAGCGCGAGAGCCAUCAAAUACCGGAGCAUCAACCAGAUAACCGGGUUAAAGGGUACAGCAGUGAAUAUUCAAUGCAUGGUGUUUGGGAAUAUGGGAAACACAUCAGGGACAGGGGUCCUCUUCACUAGGAACCCGAGCACCGGCGAAAAUAAGCUCUAUGGGGAGUUUCUAGUUAAUGCUCAGGGAGAGGAUGUGGUAGCUGGAAUAAGAACACCGGAGGACUUGGACACCAUGAAAAGUUGCAUGCCUGAAGCUUACAAGGAGCUCGUGGAGAAUUGCGAAAUUUUAGAGCGACAUUACAUGGAUAUGAUGGAUAUAGAAUUCACUGUUCAAGAAAAUAGGCUUUGGAUGCUGCAAUGUCGGUCAGGCAAGCGCACGGGUAAAGGUGCGGUGAAGAUUGCUGUCGACAUGGUUGAUGAAGGCCUAGUCGACACUCGCACUGCAAUUAAGAUGGUCAAGCCACAGCAUCUUGACCAACUUCUGCAUCCCCAGUUUGAAGAGCCAUCAGCUUACAAAGACAAAGUACUUGCCACGGGGUUGCCAGCAUCUCCUGGAGCAGCAGUGGGCCAGGUUGUGUUCAACACUGAGGAUGCUGUCAUGCACGCACAAGGAAAGAGUGUCAUCCUGGUGAGGACAGAAACCAGUCCAGAGGAUGUGGGUGGUAUGCAUGUGGCUGCCGGAAUAUUGACAGCAAGAGGUGGCAUGACAUCUCAUGCAGCUGUCGUAGCCCGUGGAUGGGGGAAAUGUUGUGUUUCUGGUUGUGCUGAUAUCCGUGUGAACGAUGCCGAGAAGUUUGUUGUAAUUGGAGGCACGGUUAUCAGCGAAGGUGAAUGGAUUUCACUCAAUGGGUCAACAGGUGAAGUGAUCUUGGGUAAACAACCACUUUCUCCUCCGGCUCUAAGUGGUGAUUUGGAGAACUUCAUGACUUGGGCUGACAAAAUAAGGUGCCUCAAGGUUAUGGCAAAUGCGGACACUCCCGAAGAUGCGCUAACAGCAAGAAAUAAUGGUGCUGAAGGGAUUGGACUUUGUAGGACAGAGCACAUGUUCUUCGCUUCUGACGAACGUAUCAAGGCAGUGAGAAAGAUGAUAAUGGCAGUAACACCUGAGCAGAGGAAGGCAGCAUUAGACCUGCUGUUGCCUUAUCAAAGAGUGGAUUUCGAGGGCAUUUUCCGUGCAAUGGAUGGUCUCCCAGUGACGAUUCGACUCUUGGACCCUCCGCUCCAUGAAUUUUUACCAGAAGGUGACCUAGAGCAGAUUGUCGGUGAACUAACCACAGACACUGGCAUGACAGAAGACGAGGUUUACUCAAGGAUCGAGAAAUUAUCAGAAGUAAAUCCCAUGCUUGGUUUUCGAGGCUGCAGGCUAGGAAUAUCGUACCCAGAGCUAACCGAAAUGCAAGUGCGCGCUGUCUUUCAGGCUGCUGUGUCUAUGCGCAACCAGGGAAUCACAGUCCUUCCAGAGAUAAUGGUUCCCCUUGUUGGAACACCUCAGGAACUAGGACAUCAAGUGCAUUCAAUUCGUAGUGUUGCAAAGAAAGUGUUCUCCGAGAUGGGUACUUCCUUGAGCUUCAAGGUAGGGACCAUGAUCGAGAUUCCUAGAGCUGCUCUUGUUGCGGACGAGAUUGCAAAGGAAGCGGAAUUUUUCUCCUUCGGGACCAAUGACCUCACACAAAUGACAUUUGGGUACAGUAGAGAUGAUGUUGGCAAGUUUCUCCCCAUUUACCUCUCCAAAGGCAUUCUCCAAAAUGAUCCGUUUGAGGUACUUGAUCAAAAAGGUGUCGGUCAACUAAUCAAGAUGGCCACAGAAAAAGGUCGUGGAGCUCGUCCAAGCUUGAAGGUCGGAAUAUGUGGAGAGCAUGGCGGUGAGCCUUCUUCUGUCGCGUUCUUUGCAGAGGCCGGCCUGGACUAUGUUUCGUGCUCUCCAUUCAGGGUGCCUAUCGCGAGGCUAGCUGCAGCUCAAGUCGCCGCGUGAGGAAGAAAUUUUGGGAGAGCAAAGAGCACCACCAUACAUUUUCUGCAACCUUGUAAAUAAUUAUUAUAUGUUCAUAAAAUAAAUUACAUUAAAGCGGGAAAAAUGAUCACAGCGAACAUUACAAAAGUAAAAUAAUAAAUCAGACAGUGUAAAUAAUUUUAUGGUGUUAUAUAUAUAACAAUCUUUGUAAUCUAAAAUCGUGAACUAUCAUGAUUUUUACAAAUAAUAACAUAAUGCGGAAAAUAAAUAACAUAUCCGAAUCAGUUAUGCGAAA
This is a messenger RNA of Camellia sinensis, 3392 nucleotides long. Its product is annotated as pyruvate, phosphate dikinase, chloroplastic. Gene Ontology annotation, molecular function: kinase activity; ATP binding; pyruvate, phosphate dikinase activity. The record is from RefSeq and is a predicted model, not a curated record. NCBI's taxonomy places the organism in Eukaryota, Viridiplantae, Streptophyta, Magnoliopsida, Ericales, Theaceae. Gene Ontology annotation, biological process: pyruvate metabolic process; phosphorylation.